CGGAUCAGCCGCAAAUGGAGAUUUCUCGUCAUACAUACCGUAUAGUUCCGUAAGAGGAAUACAGAGUGAGAAUAUCUUUAUUCCAUACCCAUGGAAUACGAAGACGGGCCUGAGAAGUGCGCUCGUAUUGCACCUAAGUUGACCGCCGGCAUUCACGAUGAUUAGGAAUUCGUGGGAAUCAUAUGGCUGUGUUGCAGCAAUCAAUCUCUACUUGAGACAGUGUCAAUAGAGGUCUAAUAGCUAUAUAGGUAGGUUAGUUUGAUGAGCUGCAUAUAAAGGUCGGUUGUCUUCCACGGAUCACUGAUAUUCACCUACUUGCAACAACACCAACGAUAUCAUCAUCAUAAUUAUCAUUAGUUUCGUAUAUCUCGAGGCGCAUUUACUACCUAACUAAGUCUUAAUAAAAUAAUCUUUAUUUACCCAAAGCAAAAGCAAAAUGUACGCUAUUAUUACCGCCGUUCUCGCUUUCGCUGGCGCUGCCGUCGCCGCCCCGGCUUUGGAGGAGCGUCAAACACACGAGUUUAGCCUUCGUGCCACGGACAAGCUUGCAGGCUGGGCUCUUAAGAACGCUCACGUCGCAGCCGGCGAAAACGUCAUCCAGAUCCAACGGCCUUCGGUUUACAGCUCGGACCCUUCCUACUUGAACGGAACCAACCUAUACUUUGAUCUUGGAACUACCCCCCCUUACGGAGUUCGCAUGCCCGAAGUGCCGGCCGGCACCGUCGGACAGGUCUACUCUGAGCCCGGAGAGAAAACCCCUGGUUUCGGUGUCGGACCCGACCACCUUCUCACGUUCAACUCUUUCCCCACAGGUUUCUGGGCAUGCCCUGUGAACGACGUGUUCGAGCUUUUCUACGGUGUUAACCCCGACCCGGCCAAUCUGCCGAGCAAGGACUGCCUCGCAAUUCAGUUGGCAGUUGGUGCUAUUUAGAUGGCAAUUGGUGACCUCACAGAUUUAUCUUGGGCUGUCAUUAGUUUAUUGUAGAUAUUAUAACUAGUUACUGGAAAAGAUAGUUGGAAUAAGCUUCUUGUUCGGAUACUUCACAAUCCACCAUAUAUAUAGAUAUUACGCAUAGAAAUUCAUAAGCCGUUUUAGUUGACUUUUAA
This is a messenger RNA of Daldinia decipiens, 1107 nucleotides long. RefSeq lists its product as uncharacterized. Bases 437 to 931 code for a protein of 164 amino acids. The record is from RefSeq and is a predicted model, not a curated record. Lineage: Eukaryota; Fungi; Ascomycota; Sordariomycetes; Xylariales; Hypoxylaceae. The transcript has 3 exons.